AUGGCAGACGUUUCUUUGGACGAAGUGAUCCGACAGCGCGGCAUUAAUGUUAAGGCAAUUGUAAAGCGACCAACAUUUGGUCGAGGUGCUGGGGGAGUCGGUAAAAGUUUUGAUGCCAGGCAAAAGAUUGGAACAAAUGAUGUGCGACACCGCAUGGGUGGAGCAGGUGCUGCAGGUGCUACAGGUUUUCAAAUGAAAGAUGCCAGAGAAAAGCUUGGGCAAAAAGAUGCUCGUUUUAAAAUCCGUGGCCGAGGUGGAGCAGGGGGUGUGCAAGACGCUCGUCAAAUGAUUAACUCACGCAAACAAGGACAAAUUCAAUACAAUCCCGGGAAUCCCCCAACGCAUGCUUUACCACCUCAGCUGCAGAGCACAAUGCCAUCUCAACAGAUCCACCCAAACAUGAGUGUUUCUACAAGUGCCAACAACACAAGGCAUUUUGCAGGUCAAGGACAGAAUGUAAGGGAUGCUCGAGACAGACUAAGCCUGAAAAGAAGCUUUGGUGGAACACAGCCAUCUGAAAAGGCAGGAAUACCAUUCAAAAUAACAAAGACCAUUCAGCAACGGCCAGUGGGAUUGUCAAGUGGGACAGGCGCAUCCACUCAGCCUCUUGCAAAUGAUGUCGCAGCUAGUAAACAAAUAAAGAUCACAACUUCUAAUGACAUUCUAUCAACCAGGGGGAGUGGUAUGCGUUCUCAGUUCUCUUUGUCUUCACCAAUCACAAAAGUGGUGAAAAAUGAUGCAUACACAGCACCCCGUCCUCCAGUGCCGGUGGCACCCACACGACCAAGCACCAGCACGCCUGCAUCUCGGCCUUCUGGCGCAGCCUUACAGCAAGUCUCCAGAACUCUUCAGCAAAGCACAACUGCCCCAAGUACAGCAGCAGCUGCUCCACUGCCUACAUUUAGUCCAUUAGAGGGAACAAAAAUAACCGUGAAUAAUUUGCAUCCUCGGGUCACUGAAGAGGACAUUGUUGAACUCUUUUGUGUAUGUGGUGCCUUAAAGCGUGCACGGCUAGUGAAAGUGGGCGUGGCGGAGGUGGUGUUUGUCCGCAAAGAAGAUGCUGUUAGUGCUUAUAGGAAGUAUAAUAACCGCUGCCUUGAUGGUCAGCCCAUGAAAUGUAAUCUUCAUAUUCAGGGAAAUGUCAUCACUUCUGAUCAGCCCAUUUUAUUGAGACUGAGUGAUACGCCUGGCAGUGGCAGCUCAACAAAGAAAGAUGGUCUCCCCCUGUCCUUGUCACGCCCCGCUGGUCAGCGAGCCUCCACUCAGCCCACUCCAGAGGUGGAUCCUCAGACUAUUCUCAAAGCUUUGUUCAAGUCCACUGCUCAGUCCCCGACCACUCCUGAACCCCCCAACUCACAGGCUACCGCUUUUCGCAUAAAGAUUUAG
Messenger RNA from Knipowitschia caucasica, 1386 nucleotides. NCBI's taxonomy places the organism in Eukaryota, Metazoa, Chordata, Actinopteri, Gobiiformes, Gobiidae. The record is from the annotation of a GenBank genome assembly.